GCCCUCCGAUCUCCCCUCCGCCGCCAACAGCCUCCUCAAAACCCUAAUCUCCUCCCAAAACCCUAACCGAGCCCUAGACCUCUUUCGCCUCAUGCUCAGAUCCCAAAUCCUCCCCCAAACCGACUCCUGCAACCGCCUCCUCUCCUCCUUCGUCAAGCUCAAGCAUCUCGACAAGGCCUGGAUCGUCUACGCCGAGAUGUUCCGCUACCGGAUCCGAUCCACCGUCCACACCUUCAACAUCAUGAUCAACGUCCUCUGCAAGCAAGGUAAGCUCCGAAAGGCCAAAUCUUUCAUCCGUUUCAUGGAGGAAUCUGGUGUCAAACCCAACGCUGUGACUUACAACACGGUAAUUCAUGCGCAUUGCGUGAGGAGGCAGGUUGAGCUGGGUUCUGAGCUUGUGAAUUUGAUGAGGGGGAACGGGAUUGCGCCCGAUGAGUACACUUAUGGGUCGAUAAUCUCGGGAAUGUGUAAAGAGGGGAGAGUUGGUGAUGCUUCUCUGGUUUUGGGGGAGAUGGUGGAUGCGGGCUUGGCGCCGGGUGUUGUGAUUUACAAUGCUUUGAUUGAUGGGUAUUGUAACAUGGUGGAUGCGGGCUUGGCGCCGGGUGUUGUGAUUUACAAUGCUUUGAUUGAUGGGUAUUGUAACAAAGGGGAUUUGGUGACGGCGGUUGGGUAUAGGGAUGAGAUGGUGAAGAGGGGGAUUGAGCUGACGAUUUCUACGUAUAAUGUGUUGAUUCAUGCUAUGUUUAUGGAGGGGAGGCAUGAGAUGGUGAAGGAGUUGGUGAAGGAGAUGGAGAGGAAGGGUUUAGUGCCUGAUGAAGUCACCUAUAAUAUUUUGAUCAAUGGGUAUUCGAAGGAAGGAAAUGUGAAGAAAGCAUUUGAAAUGUUUGAGGAAAUGUCAAUGAGAGGAGUGAAACCUACCCGGGUUACUUAUACUUCAUUGAUUUGUGUACUUUCCAAGAAGGGUAGAGUUCUUGAUGCAGAUAGGAUGUUUAGAGAGGCAAUUCAGAAGGGAUUAUUGCCUGACCUUGUGAUGUUUAAUGCUUUGAUUGAUGGAUAUUGUGGUAGUGGUGAUAUGGAGCGAGCAUUUGGUCUCUUGAAGGAGAUGAAAACUAGGAAGGUUGUUCCUGAUGAGGUUACUUAUAAUAUACUCAUGAGAGGGUUUUGUUUGUUGGGAAAAGUUGAGGAGGCUCGUGGUCUUCUUGAUGAGAUGGAAAAAUGCGGGAUAAAGCCAGAUCUUAUCAGUUAUAAUACUCUCAUUAGUGGUCAUAGCCGGAAAGGUGAGCUGAAGGAUGCUUUUUUGGUUAGAGAUGAGAUGUUGAGCAAGGGUUUCAACCCCACGAUUCUAAGUUACAAUGCCCUUAUUCAAGGAUUAUGUAAACAUGGAGAGGGAACUCGUGCAGAGGAACUGCUUAAAGAAAUGGUCGGCAAUGGUAUCACCCCAGAUAAUAGUACAUAUAUAUCGCUGAUUGAGGGGCUGAACGAUGUUGAAGACUUGGUGAAAAGUGAAAAUAUAUGAAUAUGCGCGUCUACUUCACAUCAUCUAUCAAGAAAACUGCUAUGACACAUGGUGGAUGUUCAUUAAGUUAUAUUGGGUUGUAAUAUUACAUGUGCGGCAUUAAAUUUAGGAGCAUGCUGUUUUGGCUUUCAGGCACUUAAUAUCUCCAGAAGAAUUGUUCAUUUCAAGUAUGAAACAGGUGUGAUCUCUACCAACAGAUAGUUGACAAACGUGAAUUUAUGAUGCAUGCUGAUGUCUGUCGACCUCAGGAAUUCAAUAACCGUUCCUGCUUACAUCUGACUACCAAUAAAAGAGGUGCAGUUCUAUGAGUCUAUGAUUAAUGUAUAUACAUUUAUGUCCCUGAAGAAAGUAUGAUAUGUUCCUAUUGACAA
Molecule: messenger RNA, 1887 nt
Organism: Asparagus officinalis (garden asparagus)
Lineage: Eukaryota; Viridiplantae; Streptophyta; Magnoliopsida; Asparagales; Asparagaceae
Product: pentatricopeptide repeat-containing protein At2g15630, mitochondrial
Exons: 2
Coding region: 92-1516 (474 amino acids)
Molecular function (GO): protein binding
Source: RefSeq, a predicted model, not a curated record